AUGUCGACCGUUCCCGAGCAAGCACCAGCGGCUGCGCCGGCAGAGGGAGUCGAGAAGCCGAAACCCCGCCGUCGGUUCGUGGGCAAGACGCCCGGCUCGGCGGCGCGCACGGCCCCGCGCCGAGUCGCGAACCAGGUGCCCGACGAGAUCCUCAACGAUCCCGCGCUCAAGGAGGCGAUGGCGGCGCUCCCGGGAAACUACAACUUUGAGAUCCCAAAGACGAUCCACCACGUUCGUCGCGAGGGCGUCAAGACUGUCGCGCUCCAGAUGCCCGAGGGACUGAUGAUGUACGGAUGUGCCAUUGCUGAUAUUGUCGAGAGGUUUACCGGGGCCCAGCCUCUGCUUCUCGCUGAUGUGACCUAUGGCGCGUGCUGUAUCGACGACUUCACCGCGCGUGAGAUGGGAGCCGAGAUGAUCGUGCACUACGGCCACUCGUGUCUCAUCCCCGUGAACCAGACGAGCAUCAAGACGCUCUACAUCUUUGUUGAGAUUGCAAUCGACUCGCCGCACCUCGCGCUCUCCGUGCGACGAAACUUCCCGAGCGACCGGGAGGCGUUCCGCCGCUCCGUGCUUGGUGCCGGUCCCGCCGAGCCAGGAGCCAAGGUCGACAUUGCGCUCGAGGCCGAUGAGGAGAAGAAGCUGUCCGAGGGCGCCGCCGCCGAGGGCGAGACGCCAACUCGCCUAGCUUUGGUCGGCACGAUUCAGUUCGUCGCCGCCGUGCAGGCGCUGCGGGACGACCUAGAGCAGGCCAUGCCGCCGCUGGAGGAGCAGGCGGACGGGGAGGGCGCCGACGACGCUUUGGCCAAGGUGCGGAAGGGCGAGAUCGGCGUCUGGCGGGGCAAGUACGACGUGACGAUCCCGCAAGUGCGUCCCUUGUCGCCGGGCGAGAUUCUCGGCUGCACGGCGCCGCGAUUGCCCGCCGACGUCGAUGCGCUCAUCUACGUCGGCGACGGCCGCUUCCACCUCGAGUCCAUCAUGAUUGCGAACCCGUCGGUGCCUGCGUUCCGGUUCGACCCGUACUCGAAAAAGUUUACGCGCGAGGUGUACGAGCACAAGGAGAUGCGCGCGAUUCGCGGGGACGCGGUGCGCAAUGCGCGCCGAAACCUUGUCGAGCGCGGGGCCGACUCGUGGGCCAUCCUCCUCGGUACGCUGGGACGGCAGGGCUCGCUCAGCGUUCUCAAAACUGUGCAGGGGAGCUUGCCGCCGGGGACGGAUGCGCUGCCCCCGCUCCUGAUCCUGCUCUCUGAGCUGAGUCCGGCCAAACUGGCGCUGUUCUCGAAGGAUGAGAUCUCGACGUUCGUGCAGACCUCGUGCCCCCGUCUCAGCAUCGACUGGGGGUACGCGUUCUCCCGUCCGCUGCUUAGCAGUUACGAGGCCAGCGUCGCCGCCGGCAGGAUACAGGGCUGGGAGGGUACGGAGGUCGAUGGCAAAAAGGGCGCGGGCGACUAUCCCAUGGACUUCUACGCCGAUGGCUCCCUCGGCCCGUGGACGCCGCGACACCGCCCGCCCCGACCUCCGCGCGAGCCCCGUCCGCCCCGCAUGACCAAGGUCGCUACAUAG
Trichosporon asahii var. asahii CBS 2479 is the source of this 1560-nucleotide messenger RNA. RefSeq names its product cytoplasm protein. Gene Ontology annotation, biological process: protein histidyl modification to diphthamide. Bases 1 to 1560 code for a protein of 519 amino acids. Gene Ontology annotation, molecular function: 2-(3-amino-3-carboxypropyl)histidine synthase activity. Lineage: Eukaryota; Fungi; Basidiomycota; Tremellomycetes; Trichosporonales; Trichosporonaceae. The record is from RefSeq and is a predicted model, not a curated record. The transcript is spliced from 3 exons.